CCAAGAAGUUAUCUGGCUAAGCAAGAAAUCCUCCUUCAUGGAAUACCCCCCAGGUGAUCAGAGCUAAUCUAAGAACAAGAAUCUGCCAUUGAAUCUCCCCAGGAAGAACUUAUUUGGGAUACAGACACAGCUUAAUGAGAAUGUUUUCUUGCUUGGUGAUGCUAUGAAUAGAUUUAAAUUUAGGCAUAAAGCUGGAUAUUCACGUGGAUGUUCCGUACCUGAGAACACAAGUGCAAAGUGUCAUUUGGGAGCACAGAAUCAUCGGCAUUUGGUGAAGGUCUAUGCCAGACGUGCUAAGAGGAGACAAGCCGGGCAUUCUGGGAAAAACAGCACAGAAACACACAAAUGUUUUAGAGCAACUGAGUCUAACUUCCAGGAGUUCUUAAAUAUUCCUGUUAAAUUCUGCGCCAGUAGCGCUCUCUCCUUUUUUUUCAGCAGUUAAGUAGUGCAGCAGUUAGGAAAUAAUGCGACAUCUGACAAAACACUUGAAGGUUGGUGCUCUGUCAGUGGCUCCGUCAGAGGAACCCUUCAGUGAGGCAUUUAGCUUGCAUUGUACCCCUACAAAAGGUUUUCAGUGGACGGCGCCUUGGACCGAGCAUGCGAAUGAUGCAAUAGUGGUCUUAGCUUGCAAAAGGUGGCGAUUGCAGGAGAGGAUGCGUUUUCUCUGCCACGCUCAGCAGAGCAGGGAUACAGACCUCCGGGCACCAAUCGCACCAUCCCGCUGUGCAGGUCGGCCCGGGCCAAAUGGUCAUCUGAGGAAUUUCUUCAGGAUUACCUAUUGAAGACUUCCCAGAGCCGUGUUCACAGGGAGUGGCUUUCCUGGAACUCUCAUUAGGCUGCAGUGGCAGUGGGCCAAAGGGAGAGAAUUGCCUGAUACACUAUCCCAACCCCCUACCCCAGCCGGUAGCCCAUCCCUUCGGGCCAGUGCAGUUAUUGGCCAGCAGAGGGCGCCCACCAGUGGCAGCAGCUCAGCUUGGUGCCUCCAGCACCCGGCUGAAAUCCGGGAGGCUUCUCAUAGUGUCUGUCAGGUGCAUCAUGGUCCCUUUUGUUCAAACCUGAAGAGGUGCAGGAAGUGAUUGUGGUGAAUCUUUGGGCAAAACAGUACCUAUGCUCAUCCACUCCUAGCUGAGACCCUUUUGGUCAGCAUUAAACGUUCCUUUACAUUUCCAAACACUCUUUUCUUUCCCUCCAUUACUGCAGUUUACUCCUCUUUCCAUCUGUCUGAUGUUAUACUCUGAACACACGGCAUACAAACUCCACUUUCGCUCUCUGUUCAAGCCGUUUCUCGCCUGUUAUAACCGCUAUAAUGCAGAUUUCCAUUCCUUAAAUGGAACUUGCUCAUGGCUCAUCAUCCCACCCCUUUGUCCAACACUCAGGGCUGAGGAGGGAGACCUUGCGGUCUUUCUAUUCCAGAAAAAUCUAUGUAAUGAUCUCCUUUGUAUCACAUUCAAAAGCUGCUCGCAAGUCAACCGCCAGUAAAGAGGGCAAGUAAAGAUCAUCUAUUUACUCUAAAAUACUGUCCCCACGUGAGCGUAAUACGGCAUCUGAUCUGUCUACUAUCCUCUGCCAAAUUCUGAAUGUUUGGAAAGCCCUGCUAUAACCACCAUGAACUUGUAUUAGCUUGGCAGCAUCAGACUGGAGUACCAAGGCACGAAGCACAGGCCAUUAAAGCGAUGCAACGGAAAAGCCAGUUUAAAUGGUUGUUCUUCGGCAGUCUUUUGCGCUUCAUACGUUCAUACACGUGACCGCACUUCUGAGUGCUUUUUGUCCCAUAUAAUCUAUUAAUCUCACCAUCAUUAGUAACUCAAGAUGACAUAUUCUAUUCUUCUGUGUUCGUCUCAUCUUAGAUAUAAUGAAUGAGGAUGUGGUUUGAAGUAACAGGCUGCUGAGUCUUUGUGGGUAUUUUUGCACUGGUGAUGAUGGCAGCCAGUAUGGAGACCAGCCAGUACACUGGGAUUCUGACUCAUAAAUAUUCAGAGAUGGCGAGCAGGGUGGACUGCUUCCCAUGAAAGUCCAACAUAUUUCAGCAGUCUGACUUAAUUAAAAUGCAUUAUUUCCCUUUUGUCUUUUUUCCCCAUAAAUGAUCUCCCGCCUUUUAAAAUUGUUCUAAUACCUAGUUAGCAAAUUACUUCCUAAUUAUCCAGAUAAAUCCAUUGUUGAAAUGGAAAUUUUAUGAAAUUCAAUCGGAAUUGAAGUCAAUGAGAGGUAUGAAAUAUAUAUGGAUAAUUUCCUUGCAGGAAUUGCAGUGUGGAGAACCAUGUGGCAGAAGGAGAGCGUUUACGGUUUAAAGAUCCAUCCGAUUCAGAUUUAGAUCUAUCAUUUUAUUCUUGCUCCAUGUUCUAACUGGGCUAAAUCUGGCACAGUUGCCUCAUACCUCUGGGACCUUGGUUUGAGUCUCUACCACGACUCCAUGUGUGUGGAGUUUGUGUGUUUGAAGUUACCAAAUUGCCCAUAGGUGUGAAUGGUGUGUGAAUGUGCCCUGUGAUGAGUUGGCACCCGUCCUGGGUUGUUUCCUGUCUUGCGCCUGUAGCCGCCAGGACAGGCUCUGGACCCCUCGCUACCCUGAAUAGGACAAGUGGCUAAAGAAAAUAGAUGGAUGUUCUAAUGGAUCCCAGCCAUGAAGCGACUCUCUGAUUAAAAUAGUCUUAAAUCAAAGGGUUACAGCUUAAAGAAACUGGGGUCUUAAUUGGCCCUGUGUGUGCAUGUGUUGUGUGCAUGUAUGUACUUGCCCAGUGCCAGAUUGGUAUAUGAUGUUCAGGGUUCCCCUGUGCAUUGUGGGAUAGGUGCUUACUGCCACCUUCCUCUGGGAUAGACGCAGGAUGUCUUCAUAGUCACGUUUGGAUUUAUGCUGCUUCCACAAAUGUCUUAUAUUUAUGUAAUUCUGGUUUUAAAAGGCACUGCGCUGUCAUUUGGGUUUCGCGAAACAGUAGACAGGUGCUCUGACAUUUAUUCUGGACAUGUGAUAUAGCCCACCACCCUGACCAGGAUAACCGAAGAUGGAUGGACAUGAUAUAUAGUUGACCUUUCCAACUGUGCAGAACCGAUCAAAGACAAGAGGGUGGCUUAGAUGGCAUGUUUUUUUUGUUGGAAGAUGGGGGAGCUACCAGCUAAAUUGCACUCAAAAUGGUUAUUUUUGGAGAAAUACAUUGCAAGCUUUACCUCAGAAAAUGCAAAAAACACCAGCUAGAUAUACCUAACCACAGAGGUGAAAGAUGGUCUGUAGGCUGCAGGCAUGAAAUCAUCUGAGACCUGCUGUGCAUCCUGUGCUCUUCAGGGCAUGAAAAAAGCGUGAUGCAGGGUCACCUCAGCACUUCCUGAGCCACGACCCUGGGCUGAAACGCCUCGGCACGGGUUGUCACAGUUGAAGACAGCCACAGGAAGGGGCGGGGGUCCCUUUAUAGGCAAGUCAAGGCCCAGAAACGCAGAUAGACAUCAGUUCAGAGGGAUGGAGUGUCGGCAAAUAGGAGAUUUUAAGUAAUGUCUUUUGAAGAAGGCUUGUAUUAAACAUCCUAUAUGAUUUUCAGCCACAGCCACAAGGACAUUCUUUUUUCAGGAAAGUUCAUUUCCCAGAACAGUUCUGACUUUCCGUUCUAAUAGAUGGCUUACGGAAAUUAAAAAGCCCUUUUUUAUGAUUUAACAGUUUACGAAUUGUGGUGCCUUAAUGAUUAACAAACAGCAAUUUAAAAGAAGUGCCCAUUUAACAAACUGGGCCUGCAAUUGUCUUGAGAAAUAUUUAAUGAUGUAAAUUAAACUUUAUAUUCAGAAUCAGGAAUGUAUGAUAUCAAAUUCUCUGGCCCAUUGCCAUUUUCAAGGAUUCUAUCCAUGUUAAUUCAGUAGAUUGUUCAUUCAGCUUCAGUUGUAAAGUAGUAUAUUACCUGAAACUGGUUCACACCCCCUGUAUACUGCCCUCCAUAUUGAACUGGUGAUGCUACAUCAACUUUGCUAAUAUUCCAAAAAGAAAAUUUGGUGUUUAACUGGACCGCCGAGUAAAGCACGGCAACACCUUUACGAUAGCUAUAAAUACACACUCAUCUCUCCCGAGUGGCUGGUACAUGAGCAUGUGUUGCUGUUCCUUCAGUCUCGCACGCCUAAUUGGAGACUGAGGCCUGUGGUUUUUGAUACUGCGGUAGAAGUGGUAAAUCUUACUUUGAUGGAUGGGUAAUAUCUGCGACGGCAGCUCAGAUCAACCUCCAGAAUGAGAGCUGACUGACUUUGGCUUAUGGUUCCAGGCUGGAAACGAGGAUAUCAUGGUGUCUAGGGAAUGAUCUCAUCUGAACAAGGAGAAAGAGUUCUGUUAUACAGAAGUGUGUUACUAUGACAACAGAGACUCUGUUGAACUCAACUGUAUAUAACUCCAGAGAAGGAAUUAAAGCAUCUCAUGUUUUAUGGGGGAUGAUGUUUUACAGGAAGCCAAUAACAGAGAUUCAUUUCAAAGAGGAAUAACCUUUUACUUAGAGUUGGCGGCAUCUGCUGGUAAUAUUGGUGUAUUACAACAAAUGACGCUUUGUUGUACAUUAUUUUGAUUGUAAUGAUUCAGUAUUAUGUACAACAAAAGUGUCUUCCCCUCCCUCUUGCUGACGCCGUUCCUCUGCCUCUGUCCUGCUCGCUGCUCCUGUUGACUGGGUGUCCACAGGCCUGUUGGAGAACUUGAGCCGCGAAAUGGAGACAAAAUAUUGUGAAGAUGUGGGAGACAAAGGGCUGGGGGCAGGUCAGAACAGAAUACGCAGGAUGAAGAGGCGUCUCAAGCACAUGUGAUGUUCUCCAUAAAGGAAGUACGAAAAUAGAUCGAUCAAAACUCGUUUGAAGUCUGACAGGUGACGCCCUCCUUCUAAGAUGUCGGUCAGCAGAGCAAUCUCACUGUUGGGAUUUAUGGCUGUGGCCAUCUCUUCUCGAGACAGCUCCAAACCUGUAGUGACAGUCGAUCCAUCAGGCCAGAUAUACGAGGGCGACACCGUGAUCUUGACUUGCAAGGCCGAGGGACAGCGCUCCAAAGACUCAGCGAUCCGCUGGUUCCGAAACAGAGUACUGGCAGACUCCACGCUGCAAACUGAAACUAUCCCCGCAUCUGGGGUAUCCCUCACACUGAGACCUGCUGUGCCCUCAGACACAGAGAUAUACUGGUGCAGCAUUAUGGGAUGGGACAGCUGGCCCAUUCGGUUUAAAGUGCACGAGCUGUUUUCGCCGCCCAUGUUGAGCGUGGAGCCUUCAGGAAUGGUGACGGAAGGAGAGGACGUGACCUUUCGCUGUGAGGUUUGGUACCCCCCACGGAAAACUGGGGAGUCCCUGCAAGCCACGAUAUUCUUCACAGAUGACUCGGGUCGGCCCAAAGCGGUGUCCGCGGGGGACCAGCACACAUUUAUAGCUGAGAGGGCUAACGCUGGAAGUUACUAUUGUACAGCGCAGGCCGUGAAGAAUGACGUCAGAAAAAUUAGCCCCCUGCUGUGGCUGGCUGUCAGAGAGGUGUUUAUCAGCGUCACUCUCACUGCAUCUCCGGGAGUCAGAGUAAAAGCCGGCCAGCCCUUGAGCCUCAAAUGCUCAGCCGUGAUUAAAAACCAGAGCUCAGGCCACCAGGAUACGGACCGAGCCGAGACGUCCUUCACCUUCCUGCGAGACGGGCAGCCGGUGGUGACCCGCAGUCACUCAGAUCUCUACGACAUAAUCAGUGUCAACAGGAGCCACGCUGGGAAAUACAGAUGCGUCGUAAAUGCAGGGAGAGCCCAGAAACACAGCCAGGAGAUUCUUAUUUACUUACAGAAUGGACCGGUGGUGUUCGGCUUGGGGGCUUUAGGAUUCCUGGCCGCUACCAUUGUGCUGUGUGUGAAAUGGUUUUCCAGCUCUCUUUAAAGGUGUUGGAGGGACAGUCAAACACAUGGAGGGAUACAGGAUUGUCUUAAGCGGCAAGCAGACAAUGUUUGUGUGCGUGACUGGAGAAGCAUUUGGGGCAAACAAAAUAUUUGCAUAUAAAGUAAAGCAAUCAUGAGUGUGUAUCUGUUUCAUAUAAGCUUUAUUCCUAUUCCUGUUUCCUAUUAAAUUAGGUAGUGGCAGGUCAAAAUUGAACAUUGGUCCAGCUUAGAUAUUACCCUAUAAGGACACAAAGAAUUGCAAGUAAUUAUCUUGUGCAUUUUCAGAUUUCAUUAUUGCCCCCCCCCCCCCCCCGACCUGAUGAGUGGGGACAUCACUUCUUCUUCCAUGGCAGUUUGUCGGAUGUGUGACAUCAUUUAUAAAGCAUUAUCGUGGCACCUUAUUCAGUGUGUUUCUUAGUAGGUACCUGUAAGAAAAUUGAGUGCAACAUUAACCUAUAUUUUUGGUUGAACCAUUGAAAUAUUGAUUUAAAUUGUAUUUCCCUGGAUAGAAAAAAGCUAAAUUAAAGCAGCACCACUUAGUGGUAACAAAGGGAAGGGGGACUGCAGAUGACAUUUGACACUGUGAAUGCGAUGAGUCAAAAAGUAUUUGAUGGAUCUGAUAUUUGCUUCAAAAAUACAUUUCAAUGAUGAAAAUUUAUACCUGAUUUAAUUUUGAGACAAAUUUCCGCAAAAUUGAAACAGCAGCGCUAGAUGGUAGCAAAGGAAGGAAAUGGAGGCUGCAGAAGACACAAUAUUGUGAGCACAGUAACUCUAAAAGUAUUUGAUGGGUGUUUUUCAAAAAUAUUCUUUCGUCUUCACCCCCCCAUGGAGGAGUUUCAUCGUACCGAAAGUGGUCGUGAGACUUGACCGAUUUUUUUUAAAGAGGGAUCCAUCUGGGUCCUAUUUCAUUUUGAGACAAAUUGUACCAAAACUGAAGCAGUCUCACUAAGCCAGUGUGGUGGCACAUGAAAGGACAGCCGCAGAUGCAGAUCUGGAAAACCUGAUUACAUUGAGAUGAGCAAAGUCACACAAGGUUUAAUAAAGCUUUUAAUAAAGAUUUAAUAAAGAGGUGGGGAUAGUGUGCAGGGUGCUAGAGAUUGAAGGUGUGGGGGAGUAGGGAUUAGAUGUGGCAUUGCGGACAGAGAAAUGAUAAAUUGAAUCAGAAGUGUCUAGUUUUCACACUGUCCUCUAGUCAAUCCACUUACCAGCCGAUACCUAAUGUAACUUAUGUUUGUUUAAUAUGAAUUUCUGAUCAUUCCUGAUAAUAAAUUAGAUUUUUGGCUGCUGUAACAUUUGCUCUAGUACUUGGCUACUAUGAACAUAAAAAUGCCUUUUUUAAUAUAAUCUGUUUCAACUUUGAAGAGCAACAAUAUACGUAAUGCAAGCAUACUAAACUUAAUGCAUAUUAAACAUAGUCUGCAGAAGAAA
Molecule: messenger RNA, 7271 nt
Organism: Paramormyrops kingsleyae
Lineage: Eukaryota; Metazoa; Chordata; Actinopteri; Osteoglossiformes; Mormyridae
Product: Fc receptor-like protein 2
Biological process (GO): cell surface receptor signaling pathway; immune response
Cellular component (GO): external side of plasma membrane
Molecular function (GO): transmembrane signaling receptor activity
Source: RefSeq, a predicted model, not a curated record